Messenger RNA from Erigeron canadensis, 3435 nucleotides. RefSeq names its product transportin-1. Gene Ontology annotation, molecular function: nuclear import signal receptor activity; small GTPase binding. The record is from RefSeq and is a predicted model, not a curated record. Gene Ontology annotation, cellular component: nucleus; cytoplasm. Lineage: Eukaryota; Viridiplantae; Streptophyta; Magnoliopsida; Asterales; Asteraceae. The coding region runs from base 224 to 2908 and encodes 894 amino acids. Gene Ontology annotation, biological process: protein import into nucleus. The transcript is spliced from 29 exons.
UUUCUCAAGAAAAGAAAGUAGGGGGGGUUGUAAAUAAUUUAUCAAAAAUACAGCGAAACUCCUCCCUUGUCUGACAUUUUUUUCCCCAUUCGUUCUUUUGAAGUUUGAACAAAACCCCUAAAGUCAGUCAGUCUGUCCUCCUCAUCUCCUUGCACAACGAAACUUCUUUCUUCCACACAUCUAUAAUUCAAAAACAUACAUCAAUCAAUCAAUAUCUACUACUAUGGCGGCGGCGACAGCUGUGAAUAAUAAUACAUGGCAGCCACAAGAAGCAGGGUUUAAAGAGAUCUGUGGCUUACUCGAACAACAAAUCUCUCCUUCUUCUGAUAAGUCUCAAAUUUGGCAGCAGCUUCAACACUAUUCUCAGUUCCCUGAUUUUAAUAAUUACCUCGCUUUCAUCUUGGCUCGCGCUGAGGGUAAGCCAGUGGAGGUCCGGCAGGCAGCUGGAUUACUUUUGAAAAACAAUCUAAAAACUGCAUUCAAGUCCAUGCCUCCAACGAAUCAGGAAUACAUAAAAGCUGAGCUGCUACCAUGUUUGGGCUCAGCAGAUAGACAAAUCAGGUCUACUUCUGGAACUAUCAUUAGUGUUCUUGUUCAGAUUGGUGGUGUUUUAGGAUGGCCUGAGUUGUUGCAUUCCCUUGUCAAGUGCUUGGAUAGUAAUGACUUAACUCAUAUGGAAGGUGCUAUGGAUGCUUUGUCUAAGAUUUGCGAGGACAUUCCUCAAGUGUUGGAGGCAGAAAAUUCUGGACCAUCUGAUAGACCGAUUGAUAUAUUCCUCCCAAGAUUACUCGCGCUAUUUCAGUCCCCACAUGCCACUCUUAGAAAGCUAGCAUUGGGUUCAGUAAAUCAGUACAUUAUGUUGAUGCCACCAGUUUUGUAUAUGGCUAUGGAUACUUACCUGCAAGGUUUGUUUGUUCUCGCUAACGAUUCAUCAUCAGAAGUACGGAAAUUGGUUUGCUCGGCUUUCGUGCAACUUAUUGAAGUUCGUCCCAGUUUUCUUGAGCCACAUUUGCGUAAUUUAAUUGAAUAUAUGCUACAAGUGAACAAGGACCCUGAUGAUGAAGUGUCACUUGAAGCCUGUGAAUUUUGGUCUGCAUAUUGUGAAGCUCCAUUGCCACCGGAAAAUUUAAGAGCAUUCUUGCCACGUUUGAUCCCAGUUUUGUUGUCAAACAUGGCUUAUGCUGAGGAUGAUGAGUCGCUACUUGACGCAGAGGAGGAUGGCUCUCUUCCAGACCGAGACCAGGAUUUGAAGCCACGCUUCCAUUCAUCACGUUUUCAUGGAUCAGAUGAUGCUGAAGAUGAUGAUGAUGACAUAGUGAAUAUAUGGAACCUCCGCAAGUGCAGUGCUGCUGCCUUGGAUAUGAUAUCUAAUGUGUUUGGAGAUGAAAUUCUUCCAACUUUAAUGCCCUUUGUCCAGUCCAAGCUAGGUACAAUAGAUGAUGCAAGCUGGAAAGAGAGGGAAGCUGCAGUUUUAGCUCUCGGUGCCAUAGCUGAAGGUUGCAUCAAUGGUCUUUAUCCUCAUCUUUCUGAGAUUGUAGCGUUCCUCAUCCCUCUUUUGGAUGAUAAGUUUCCGUUGAUACGAAGCAUUUCUUGUUGGACACUUUCACGCUUUAGCAAAUUUAUUGUCCAGGGCAUUGGUCAUCAGGAAGGACAUGAGCGGUUCGAAAAAGUUCUCACUGGCCUUCUAAGAAGAAUUUUGGAUAAUAACAAGCGUGUGCAAGAAGCUGCUUGCUCAGCUUUUGCAACUCUUGAAGAGGAAGCCGCUGACGAGCUGGCACCACGUUUGGAGAUCAUUCUAAAGCACCUGAUGUGUGCAUAUGGGAAGUACCAGAGGCGGAAUCUCAGAAUUGUUUAUGAUGCAAUUGGUACCUUGGCAGAUGCAGUUGGAGGGGAAUUAAAUCAGCAAAAAUACCUUGAAAUCUUGAUGCCACCAUUAAUUGCAAAGUGGCAGCAACUAUCAAAUUCAGACAAAGACUUAUUCCCACUUUUGGAGUGCUUUACAUCCGUAGCACAGGCCCUGGGUAGUGGAUUUUCUCAAUUUUCACAACCUGUAUUCCAGAGAUGCCUAGACAUUAUUCAGACCCAACAGCUUGCCAAGGUAGAUCCCGUUUCAGCUGGAGUUCAGUUUGACAAAGAAUUUGUUGUUUGUUCGCUGGAUCUUCUCUCUGGCCUCACCGAAGGUCUUGGUAGUGGAAUUGAGAGUUUGGUUUCCCAAAGUAAUUUAAGGGAUCUCCUUCUACAAUGUUGCAUGGAUGAUAAUGCUGAUAUCCGUCAAAGUGCAUUCGCUUUACUUGGAGACCUUGCAAGGGUUUGUCCAAUUCAUCUACGACCUCGCUUGCCUGAGUUCCUGGAAGUUGCGGCUAAGCAACUGAAUACACCCAAGCUGAAGGAAACUAUUUCUGUGGCAAAUAAUGCAUGCUGGGCUAUUGGUGAAUUAGCAAUUAAGGUUAACCAAGAAGUUUCUCCGGUGGUGAUGACAGUAAUUUCAUGUUUAGUACCAAUCCUUCAACAUGCAGAGGGGCUGAAUAAGUCGUUGAUUGAAAAUAGUGCGAUCACCUUGGGUAGACUUGCCUCAGUUUGUCCUGAGCUUGUAUCACCUCACAUGGAGCAUUUUAUGCAAUCAUGGUGUAUUGCUCUGGCUAUGAUUCGGGAUGAUAUCGAAAAGGAGGAUGCUUUUCGUGGUCUUUGUGCAAUGGUUAAAGCAAAUCCAUCAGGGGCUCUAAGUUCUCUUGUUUUCUUGUGUAGAGCAGUUGCUAGUUGGCAUGAAAUAAGGAGUGAGGAAUUACACAAUGAAGUUUCGGAGGUACUGCUUGGUUAUAAGCAGAUGCUGAAGAAUGGAGCAUGGGAGCAAUGCAUGUCCGCUUUAGAACCACCAGUAGUAGAGAGGCUUUCAAAGUAUAAAGUAUAGCUGUUUUAUAUGGCAAAUUGGUCUUCAAUGAGAGUCUUCAUUUAAUCAUGGCAUAUUCUUUCAAAGCUGUGCAUCUCAAAAAUCCUUAUGAGACUCAUGUUGUGCAUUAUAAUUCACCCGCAAAAAGUUAAAUUGUGCUUUUCCUGAUGCAAAAUACAAGAUUUGACACUCCAACAUUUUCAGCGUGAACUUUGAAUUCCAAGGUGAAGACAUUAGGUUACUUGGACGUGGAUUUGGUGUACAGGAGAUUUUCUAACAUUAUCCACUUUUGGGCAGUGAUUUUUGUGACUUUUCUUGAUUAUUAUACAUUGUGCGUUGCUACUAUGCGUUCAAGUAUUCAUCUUCUCAUUUUUCUUUUGUUAUGGGAUAGUUAUCACAGGAUAUGGUUUUAAGUUAUGGAAAACAUGUAUUUGAAUUGUACUCAUAUUGCAUCGAGCUGAUCACUUUGUGAUGCCUUUAGAUGGCUGGUAAUACUUUUGGAUUGCUAGUUCCAAGGUGUGUACGUGCUUAAAUAUCCAUUUAAUCAA